Molecule: messenger RNA, 1230 nt
Organism: Jatropha curcas
Lineage: Eukaryota; Viridiplantae; Streptophyta; Magnoliopsida; Malpighiales; Euphorbiaceae
Gene: STK
Product: K-box region and MADS-box transcription factor family protein
Biological process (GO): positive regulation of transcription by RNA polymerase II
Cellular component (GO): nucleus
Molecular function (GO): DNA-binding transcription factor activity; protein dimerization activity; RNA polymerase II transcription regulatory region sequence-specific DNA binding
Source: RefSeq, a predicted model, not a curated record
UUCUUUUCUUUCCUUGUUUCUCUGCCUAUAGAUAGACAAAGAAAGAAAGCCCUAUAAAUAGGGUAGAGAGAGUGAAGUUUAAGCACUUCGGCUUCUUUGGGAUUCUAAAUUUUCCGAAAGCUGAAGUGGCCGGAGAGUGACCAAAUUAAACCCAGGUAGGCAGGCAUGGGAAGAGGAAAGAUCGAGAUCAAGAGGAUAGAGAACACAACGAAUCGUCAAGUGACCUUUUGCAAGAGGAGAAAUGGACUGUUGAAGAAAGCUUAUGAAUUGUCAGUCCUUUGCGAUGCUGAGGUUGCCCUCAUUGUCUUCUCCAGCCGUGGCCGCCUCUAUGAGUACUCGAACAACAAUAUAAAAUCAACUAUCGAGAGAUACAAAAAGGCUUGUUCAGAUAGCACAAAUGCAAGCUCUAUUACAGAAAUUAAUGCUCAGUAUUAUCAACAAGAAUCAGCAAAGCUGCGGCAACAAAUCCAAAUGCUACAGAAUUCAAACAGGCAUCUAAUGGGUGACUCCUUGAGUUCCCUAACAGUGAAGGAGCUAAAGCAGCUGGAGAAUAGGCUUGAACGAGGCAUUACUAGAAUCAGAUCAAAGAAGCAUGAAUUGUUGCUGGCUGAAAUUGAAUACUUGCAGAAAAGGGAGAUUGAGCUCGAAAAUGAAAGUGUUUGUCUUCGAACCAAGAUAGCAGAAAUUGAGAGGCUUCAGCAAGCAAACAUGGUAACUGGGGCAGAGCUGAAUGCAAUUCAGGCACUAACCUCUCGCAAUUUCUUUGGUCCGCAUAUGAUUGAGGAUGGAACUGCCUACUCUCAUCCCGACAAGAAGAUUCUCCAUCUUGGGUAAUCACUAGUAAUGUCAAGUGGGCCAUGUUGGAUUGUUAUGUAUUUUGUAAUUCGAAGAAUAAAGAUACCAAAACUCUAGUAUCUCUACGUGAUGUGUGUCCCAAUUAAAACUGGAGCUAGUGUUCGUGUAUAGUUCCUGCAUGCUACCGCUUGCCUAUGGAACUUACCGUGUCCUCUACCAGAUUGAAGACGUGAACAUGGCUAUGUCCCUUAUAACCAGCGUAAUCACUGGUUCGCUAGCUGUCCAAGAUCAGUGAUUAUGCUAGUUUUCUAAAAUGUUUGUUUGUUUGUUUGGUGUGAGUGAUUUCUCUCUUAUAACUAUAUAAAUUGAAGUAACGUACUAACUCAUACCUUUUAAUAUUCUGGAUGGAUAUCAUUGACUCGUGUUAUUUUACUA